Geodia barretti is the source of this 610-nucleotide messenger RNA. The record is from the annotation of a GenBank genome assembly. NCBI's taxonomy places the organism in Eukaryota, Metazoa, Porifera, Demospongiae, Tetractinellida, Geodiidae.
CUGGAAGAGUUCGUCAGGCAGCGCUGGGGGAACGUAGAGCGGUACGGCGAGAAGACGGUGCCGCAGAACAUCCACGGACUUACUCUCGGACGCGAAGAGGCGGUGAAGAGUGGCUUCAGCCUGGGGGAGCUUGCCCCGCCAAACAAGCCGGACUACGACCAGAUAUUCCUGAACGGCAACGAGGCGAUCUGCCUCGGGGCCGUACACGCGGGACUCAACUUCUAUGUGGGCUAUCCGAUCUCGCCCGCGACGACGAUCCUCGUGUGGAUGGAGCAGUGGCUGAGCGGCGACGAGAAGACCGCUUACCAGGUGUCCUCGGAGAUCGAGGCGAUCAACGCGUUAGUCGGAGCCGGUUACGCUGGCAAGAAGGCAAUGACCGCCACGGCGGGACCGGGCUUUUCGCUGAUGAGCGAGGGGCUGGGGUUCGCUUGGAUGGCCGAGAUUCCGAUUGUGGUGUGCGACGUGCAGCGCGGCGGCCCGGCCACGGGUCUUCCCACGAAGACGGAGCAGUCCGACCUGUUGCGGCGAUGCAUCCGGCGCACGGCGACGUGAGUCUCCCCGUAAUCGCCCCAGGAUCGGUGGAGGAGUGCUUCUACGGGGCCGUAGAGGC